AUGUUCUGGAAGCGCGAUAAGCAACUCCUGCGCAUGUGUAUCUGGCUGGGAUGUAAUGGUGUCUCGCUCAUGUUGGAUGCCGGUAUGUCCUGGGGUCUCGGCCACACUGAGAACCCGCACUUGCAGCCCUGGCAGCUUGUAUUCCUUAUUAAAGAGGCCCUUCUGGAGCCUCGUAUCUGGUUCAUCGCCUGCCAGCAGAUUGCCAUUGGCAUCAUCAACGCCAGCAUCACCAAUUUUAUGAGCGCUCUUCUGGCUGGUCUUGGCUACAGGCCUGCACAGCUCCCCAAUGGUGCUUUUCAGUUGGUCAUGACCAUUGUUGCUGGUACCAUCGCCUCAAACGUGCGAAACACGUCCAUCAUCUGUGCUAUCGCGGUCCAGAUUCCAUCUCUCGCCGGAAUUCUUGGUAUUGCCUUGGUUCCUAUAGAGCACCGCCUGGCACUCACAGCGUGCUGCUGGUUGCUAGGCAUUAUUGGCGCUGCUAUCAUUCUAAAUUGGUCUAUCGUCACGUCAAAUAUUUCAGGACAUUCUAAGAGAAUGACGGUCAACGGUCUCAACUUUGUCUGCUACGCAGCAGGAAACAUUAUUGGGCCCUUUUUAUUUCAAGCCGCGGAAGCCCCUCGUUAUCACUCUGCCAUUUGGGCAUUGUGCAGUGUGUACGCUGCUUGCAUCAUAUUUACAGCUCUUAUUGGACUGACUAUGUGGGUUUCAAACAUUCGCCGAGACAAAGCGAACAGGGGGUCUGUAUCUUCGGCGGGGGAAAGUGAGGAUGCGUUUAAGGAUUUAACGGACAGGGAGAACCGCAACUUCCGUUAUAAACUGUAG
Messenger RNA from Penicillium daleae, 822 nucleotides. RefSeq lists its product as uncharacterized. Bases 1 to 822 code for a protein of 273 amino acids. Gene Ontology annotation, molecular function: transmembrane transporter activity. The transcript is spliced from 3 exons. Gene Ontology annotation, cellular component: membrane. NCBI's taxonomy places the organism in Eukaryota, Fungi, Ascomycota, Eurotiomycetes, Eurotiales, Aspergillaceae. The record is from RefSeq and is a predicted model, not a curated record.